Messenger RNA from Paramecium sonneborni, 2919 nucleotides. NCBI's taxonomy places the organism in Eukaryota, Ciliophora, Oligohymenophorea, Peniculida, Parameciidae. The record is from the annotation of a GenBank genome assembly.
AUGAAUAUUAGAGGAUUUAAGUUCUUAGUAGAGGCUGCAAUCAUUAAUGUUUAAAUUAGUGUUUAGUUUAAUUGUAAAAUAUAGGUCAUUCUAAAAAGAGGUAUAACUUUUCAUUUUUAAUUAUUUCAAUAAGGUUCAUUAAAAUUGGAAACUUAACCUAUUUAUGAAUUGUAGAAAGGCAUAGCAAUAAUUAAUGAAUCAUUAAAUUUUAAUAUAUCUGUUAGUUUGGGUUAAGAUGGAAAAUUUGAAGAGAAAAAAACUCAAAUAAUUGUCAUUUUAGUUACCGAUAAAGGAUAAAAGAAUGCUGGUAUAUAUAAUUUGAAUUUAUCCCAAUAUUUAAAUCAUUAACAGUUUGGUAUUCAGAUUUUUAUUUAAGAUUUUAAGAAUUUUAAGAAGCAUUUCCUUUAGAAAAAUGUCCAGAUAAGAAUGCAAAAAUAUUAGUUAACUUUAAAAUUAAAUAAAUAGGAGAGGUGGAUUAGGAGUAUUAUUUCAAUAAUUAAAUAGAUUAUAAACUACAGACCAUUCUCUUGAUUUGUCAUAAACUUCAUUUUUAACUCCAAGCAAGAUAAUUCAAGAAUCAAAAACUGAAAAUAGUGGUAUAGUAAAAUGUAAUUAAAUUAGAAAAGAAGGAUUAUGAUUCCGAUCUUAAAGUUUAAAUUUAGAAAUUUAAAUUGAAAUUAAAUGAUAUGAUUGAAAAGGAACAUCAUUAAGAAAUCAUUUUGAGUUUUGAAUAAUAAUUGUAAGAAUUAAAUACAAAAUUAAAAUCGUAUAUAAAUGAAAAUACUAUGAUUAAUGCUCAAUUAAAAGCUAAAUAAUUUGUAAUAGAUUAAUAAACCAAUGAAAUUGCUUAAUUGAAAUCAAAAUUAAAUGAAUAGGAAUUUGAAGGUGAAGAAAAUUGUAAGAUUUAAUUAAGUAUUUUAAAUGAGAAAAAUAAAUAAUUAGAAAAUUUGAUAAAAGAGUAAAAAUAAUAAAUAAAUAAUUUGAAUAAUAUAAUAGCAGAAUAAUAGGUUAAUAGAAAAGAAUCAUUUAAUUCAAAUGAAAAUAAUUAAAUUGAUCAAUUAAAUGAAUAAAUAGAGAAAUUAUAGAAUCAAAUAAAAGAGAAAAAUGAAUAAAUGUAGAAUUUAAAAAAUUUAACAUCAGGAACUAUAAUAGCAUUAUAAUAAAGGAAUGAAUGUUUGGAAAAAAGAUUGAAUCAAUAAAAGGAAAUUAUAGAGAAAUAAAAAAAUUAAGAUGUAUAUUUCCAAUAUAUAAUUAGUAAGUAAUGAAAGGAAUAUCCAGUAAUGAUUCAAGUAUAUUGGUUGAAGAAUUAUAGUCAGUUUUAAGUAUAAAGAAACAUGAUAUCGAAACUUUAUAGUAGAAAUAUGAAUAAGAGUUGGCAAAAAAGGAGGAGAUUGUCUAGAAUUUAUAGCAUAAAUUGGAAGAAUCAAUGAGAAAAGAAUUAGAUACUAGUAAAACAAGUUAAGAUUCUAAAAAUUAAGUGUAUUAAUUAGAGAAAUAAAUUGAAGUGUAAACAAAUCAGUAAGAUAAAUCCAAAGUAGAACAACAAAUGGUUAGGCUAAGAAGUCAAGUCCAAUAGUGGCAAUCCAAAUGGGAAAACAACCAAAAAGUACUUAGCGAUUACAAUAAUGAAGUAUAACAGAUGCAAAGACAAAUUGCCGAUGUUCCAUCAUUCAUUGAAGAUCAAAGAGAACUUCCAGAUUAGUUAUUCUCAUUGAAAAAGGCAAUAUAAGGAAAGCUUUAAGGCUAUUAAUAGUCACAAAUAUUUUUAGAAUAGAAGGUUCAAUAAUUGUUAUAAGAGUUAGAAAUAUGUUCAUAGAAAUUGAAAUUGGAAUAAAGUUAAUAAGUAAUAUAAUAUAAGUAUAGAGUGUUCUGAUUCUUAAUACCAAGAGUAGAUGCAUGAAUAUAGUGAAGAAAUCUCACGAUUAAAUUCUUAACUUGAAUAGUAUUAUAAUAUAAUAUUUUCUUAGAAAGACUGAAGAAUUUAAAUUGAUGUCUUAGUAGGAAGAACAAUAAAAAUAGUAAUUCUUAGAAAUCUCAAAAUAAUUUGAAGAAUCGAAAUCAUAACUUAAUAAUGUUAGGUAAAACAUGAUGAAAUCUAAAUAAUCUUUGGCUGAAGCUUUAUAAGAAAAGGUUUUAUUAUAAGCUAAAAUUUAAGAAUACUAAAAAUCAAUCAAAGAAAAAAAUGCAGAAAUUUAACAGGCAUAAGAAUUAAUUAAUGAACUUGAAUAAUUUAAUAUUUAAAUGGAGGAAACUAUUUCUUAAACUCUUGAAUAAUAUAAACUUUAAAUCUAAUAAACUAAACAAUCUUAUGAAAAAGAAAAAAAAUGGAGAUAGGAAUUAUAAUAAUAAAUUCUUAUUCUCAAAGAUGAAUCAUCCAAAAUUGAAUAAGGAGUAAUUACUCCAUAAAAUAAUGCUAUUGAAAAAAAAUUAAAUUAAUGUAACUGUUAAGAAUAACUAAAAUAAAAUUAACAUUUUAUUGAUGAAUUAUAAUAAUAAAUAGCAGAAUUAUAAUUAUAUAAAUUAGAACAAGGAAUUUAAAGAAAUAGUAUUCAUUAAAUAAGAACAAGUAUUUAUGCAAGUAAGAGAGAGUCAUUAAUUUUUCAACAAUCUGAAGAUAAAAAAGAAGAUUUUUUUAAUAAUUAACGGAAUAUUAAUUAAAAUGAUAUUGGAAGAAUUAAAGAGUUGGAAGAAUAUAUCAAUCAUUUAAUAAAUGAGAAAAUUAAAGUAUCAAGAGAUUACCAAAGUGAAUUAGAAAAAGCACUUUAAGCUAAUGAUGAAUUAGAAAUGAAAUAUACUAAGUUAUUAUAAGAAUUAGAACAAAGUAAAAUUAAAAUUGGAGAUAUUUUCAAUGCUGCAAUUGAGAUUGGAGGAACUCCUUUAGUUGACUAACUUUAAAUUGCAUUCGGUAUAUAUGAAUGA